GAUUAUGGAGCAGUUCUGUAAGUGUAUCUCUUUAUAAAGCGGACACAAUGGGUGGAGCAGUUUUACUUUCUAUGUUUUACAUAUUGAAACAUUCGCCCCAGAGUAAAUUCAGCAACUUCUUAAAUCGUUGAAAGAAGGGUCAAGAAUCGAAGAUGCGUUUGUUUCAAGUGAACAAAUUUAUUACUUUGAUGACAACUAAAAUGACAACUUCCUUGGGAAAUUUAAUUUAAGACGUAGAAAAUGACUCUCGCGAAAAGGGAACCUCCUUGGAUCUGUGAAAUGCAGCCAUGAAAUUUAGAAUUGCAGCUUUGUGUGAAAUCACUGAGACGGAUAUGAUUGACAUUCCAGUGGCUACCGAUAGCCUUCCUACAGCGAUGAAGGAAUAGCGAAUAGCCUUGUUUUGGGAUCAUCGUUAUGUGGCUAGUUUUAAUAGUCAAUAGUAGUUUUUACUAAUCUACUGUAAAAUCAACUAAAAUCAAAUUGGUUUAAAGCGGAUUAUUUGCAACAUGGGUCUCAAAGCGCAUAUCCAAAUUGAUUGCUGGCAACAAUUCAAGAAGUUUGGGGUUCAAGCGUGCUGUUAUUGCCUCCUGUGGAUUUUGAUCUAGGGGGUUUAAAUGGUGCUGAUAACGGACGACAGGGAAGGAGGACGGUCUCCAGUCAAACUAAGACAAAUUCAGAAAAGUAGAAGUCGAAGUGAUGUACAGGUUCACCCCGCACAAACAGUGGAAUAUGCUCAUUUCUCGGAAAAAUGCGACAAUCUAGAAUCUUGCAAAGAAGACGUCGAAGAUGAUUUUGAGGACUACGACGAAUUCUCAGAGUUGCCCGAUACUAGGAGUAUUGCCUCGGAUGAUUCAUUUUAUCCACCAGAUGACAGCUUCUCAGACAAUUGGAGGACACCAUCUCCUGAGAGUCCGGUGCCUCUCUCCUUUUACCAGGCUUGUUGUAGUAAUAAUGCUGCCAUUGUUAAGAUGAUGAUACAGCAAGGAGUGUCUGAAGACGAAGUGAGAGAGACGGACAAAAACAGUAGGACAGGAUUGAUAGUUGCCUGUUACCAGGGAUAUGUGGAUGUAGUCAUUGCCCUUGCUGAGUGCCCUUACAUUGAUGUGAACUGGCAGGACAAUGAAGGCAACACUGCCCUCAUUACUGCUGCUCAAGCCGGACACAUAAUGAUCUCAAACUACCUGCUCAACUACUACUCUGGCCUUGAUAUCGAGAGAAGGAACUGCCAUGGCUUCACAGCCCUCAUGAAAGCAGCUAUGCAAGGCAGAACAGACUGUGUCCGAGCUUUGAUGUUGGCAGGAGCUGAUCUGGAGGCUCGGGACGAUGGGCGCAGGCUAACUCCGCGGCAGUGGGCUCUCUUCACGUCCCGCUACGAGACGGCCCACCUCAUGCUACGCCUGAUGAUCCAGCCCAGCCCCGAGCAGUACUGCGACUCCUACCAGCCCGAGUGGGCCAAACUGCCGGAGAUGCUGGCCAGGGCGCAGGAGCCCAAAACCUGUCUGCAGAAGCUGUCAGAGACGGUGCGCGGCGUCUUCUCCUUCAUUGGAGGCCUGGAGCCUGCGGAGGGCGGGGUGAUGGACCACUUCGUACGAGCGAGCACUGGCCUGACCAGCCCCUUCGUCACCACGGCCUGCAGGACGGUGUGCCCCGGCAGCCCGCCCUGCGUAGGAAAGAGGCGCUACGCCGUGCAGGAGAUCCUCCACAAGCAGCAGAGCGGGCAGCGCGAGAGUCUGGACCCUGAGCCCAAGGGCCACCACAGGAAGCUCUUCCAGAACUGCAGGGCCGCGCUGGCCCACAGGAAGAAGGAGCGGCGCUCCAGCAGGGAGGUGGCGGAGGGCGGGGGCUCUGGGACCCAGAGGCGCGGCAGUCUGCUCCCGAGCAGGAGGAGCAGCGUGAGGCCGGACCUCCCCGUGCCCAAGGUACGAGUGACCAGGGCCCCGCCGCCCACCUACGAGCCUGAGAAAACCCGCAAGAAGAGCAGCUGCAGGGACGGGCACCUCCUGCAGAUCCCCAAGUGGAGGUACAAGGAGCUGAAGGAGGAGAGGAAGAAGGCAGAGGAGGAGGAGAGGAAGAGGAUGGAGGAGGUGGAGAGGAAGAGGGUUGAGGCUAUUGCGCGGAGACGUUUGUCUGCAGGGAAGAGAAAGUGACCCUAAAACCUUAAAACUGUCGAGAGUCAUCUACCAGCUGCUGAGUAAAGCCACACGCCUUGUGAGGGCUUCAUACUUUCAAUUAUUUAUAUUAAUUUAUCUUUUUGUUUAAAUAUUCUUUAAUUUAAUCAUGUUCAGUCAUUUGAUUCACAUCACCAGCAAAGCUAUAGUGAGAGCCGUCUUUAUCUUCAACAAUAUUCUGGAGAUUUAAGCAUUUUGUCUGUGAUUUUUGAACACACAUUUCUUUUUGGGGUUGGAGAGACCAAAGGUAAACUAUCCAAAUAUGCUUUAUUUUUUAAUACAAAGAGUGUUACUACUGUGAAGAACAAAAAACUUAAGCACUAUUUAAAGAACUAUGAUAUAUAAAUCCAAUGCAAAUUCCUUUACUAAAAUAGGCUUUUGCAUUUAUAGCAUCAAUGGACAAUCAAAUUUGUCAAGCAAUAUCUAUUCUUUUUUUAACAACAUGAAAAUCUUUCAAAGAUUUUGAAAAGCUUUAAGAAAUGUAUAAUGAGUGUAUAUUGCAGCAAGAAUGCAUCACAGCACUGUAAAACAAAAAGUAAUGCAGUUCUGUAUGUAUGUAUGCAACCACUGCCCAGUGAAACAGGUGAGAACUGGGCAUUGUACUUAAUGUUUACAUUAACUGAAAAUGAGUGAUAAUGUGUUAGUACUAAGUUAAUAAGCAAAGCACAAAUUAAUAUAUUUUAUAAUGUUGUCAAUGUAGAAGUCAUAAAACACUAUUUGUAUCUGGAUACUGAAAUUACGUGACUGGAUGGAUAGGGAACAUAUCAUAUAUGUAUUAACAGCAUGUUAAUGACACAUAAUCAGAAAAGUAAAAAAAAUACUAAUUGGACUAUUUUGUUUCCAGAAAUCGGUUUGUCUCACAGCCUGCAAUAUAUGUACAAUAUUGUGUACACAGCAAAAUAGACAGGCCUGUACUGGUGGACCUAAAUAAAUAGCAUACUGUAUUCACAUUUAUUCAGCUUUUAUCUGGUCCUAUUCAAAGUAAUGUAAUACAAUAAUAUAAUGUAUAUAAGUCAAAUUCCCAAUCCUCUACCCUAUGAAGCAGACAUUUUACUGGGAAAAUGAACUGACACUAAAAGGCAUGGAGAGAAUGGGGAAUGAGGAUUCAUUACAGUUACAAAAUACUAUUAAGUGACUUGUUGAUUUAAACCAAUAAUGAUGUUUUGCUGAGGAACACAAUAUAUUUGCUUUAAACCAGGCGUGCACAAUCCUGUUCCUGGAGAUCCUGUAGGUUUUCAUUUCAACCCUAAUGUGCACACCUGAUUCCAUAAUUAACAGUUCAAUGAGAAAUGUCAAAUGAGGUGCGCGUGUUUGGGUUGG
Molecule: messenger RNA, 3488 nt
Organism: Conger conger (European conger)
Lineage: Eukaryota; Metazoa; Chordata; Actinopteri; Anguilliformes; Congridae
Gene: ankrd33ba
Product: ankyrin repeat domain 33ba
Exons: 4
Coding region: 615-2147 (510 amino acids)
Molecular function (GO): protein binding
Source: RefSeq, a predicted model, not a curated record